Molecule: messenger RNA, 1460 nt
Organism: Cricetulus griseus (Chinese hamster)
Lineage: Eukaryota; Metazoa; Chordata; Mammalia; Rodentia; Cricetidae
Source: RefSeq, a predicted model, not a curated record
AUGUCGAAAGUGGCUAGCUUGUCUUACAAGAAGAGCCAGCAGCUCUUGAAAUCCUUGUGCGACCAACAACGACAAACCCUGGGCACUGGGUUUGAGAGUGCCAAUAUCCUUCUCUCACCCAAGUACCGCCUCAGAGACAGGGAUCUGAGAAAGAUCCACAAGGCUGCGCGUGUCGGGGAUGCAGCCAGAGUGAGGCAGCUCCUGCUUGGGAAAUGCGGUGUGAAUGACAGAGACAAGAAGAAGAGGACUGCCCUACACAUUGCCUGUGCUUAUGGUCACCCAAAAGUAGUGAUGGCCCUGAUAGAAGGAAAGUGUGAGAUUGAUGCCAUUGACAGUGACAAGUGCACAGGUCUAGUGAAGGCUGUGCAAUGUCAGGAAGAAGAAUGUGCCACCAUUCUGCUGGAGAAUGGCGCUGACCCAAAUGUUGUUGACACCCUGGGCAAUAGCGCCCUCCACUAUGCUGUCUAUUAUAAGAAUACAUCACUGGCUGCAAAACUGCUUGAGCAUGAAGUGAAUAUUGAAGUGAUAAAUAAGAGUGGCUUCACACCAUUUUUACUGGCUGUCAGCGAAAACAAACUGAAGAUGGCAACAUUUUUAUCAACGAAGAAUGCUAAUAUACAUACAAUUGAUAACCAGAAAAGAACAGCCCUCAUGCAUGCUGUAAGUCACGACUCAACAAACCUAGUCAGAUUUGUUCUUCAGCAAGGUGUAGACCUCUUUUUGAAAGAUGCCUUUGGGUUGACUGCAAUAGAUUAUGCUGCUGAUUUUAAAUAUGAUACCAACAUGGAAAUCCUUCUUGAAUAUAAAGAAAAGAGGUAUGAGGAAUCCGAAAAAGCCAACAUAGAUAUGACAUGCACAUUAGCCACAGAAAAAGUGGAUGAAGAUGAAUCAUCUUGGGAUUCUGAGAGUGUCUCUGAGAGUCUUCCACUUAUUCGAAUUGGUGUUGAUGGAAUGUUACAAGUAAAUGGCCAAGCAGUUGAAGAAGAAAGGAAGCAGGGGAUGAAUGAAGGGGGAGCAUCAGAGAACCUGUGUGCCACUGCUUUUGACCAUGGUGACGGGGAAUCACUUCUAACAAGGAAGAAUGGGAAGCCUGGCUCACAGCAGAUUCCUAGUACAGACAACAAAGAGCAGGAUGGCAGUUCGGCCUUGAAUAUAAAAGAAGAAAAGAAAAGAGGACAUGAAAAAUGGUCUUCUGGGGACUUUGUUACUGAACUGACGUCUGAGGAGUCUGAGUUGGCUGCUGAUCUUCUGAGAGCAAAGGAUACUUGGAGUUUAAAUGACAGCAACCCAAAUAAAGGAAGGACAAAAGGUUCUGGAGGAAGCAAAUUUUUUGGUCCGGUGGAGAGCCAACUGAAGAGAGUAGAAAUGUCACAGACCUCAACCACUGCAGAUGCUGUUCAGGCCCCAAGACAGGUCCACAUUCGACCUGCAGAAUCCACCAACAUUGCGAUUGGAAAAGA